CACCACUCAGAAGUCUUUCACAAGGAAUCAAAAGCACGAGUCUUCCAUCUUUGUCCACCUCCGAAUUCCCGCAACACCCCCCCGCUUAAUUCCCAUCUGGGUGUGCAUAAUAACACUCUCUAUAUACGCGCGCUGUAGUAUAGUGGAUAAAUGUACACGCGUAUGAUUGUAGUUUGAGUCUGCUUUAAGGCAGAGCGUAAUUGAGAAUCUGAAGUUGGUUGUAAUUUAUUUUUUCUUGAUCUAGAGAUGUCGAAUUCAUUGCCUUACUCGGUGAAAGAUGUGCAUUAUGAUAACGCCAAGUUCCGCCAACGAUCCGUAUCUCAGGUAAUUUCUCAGGCUCUAUUAACCAGUAAUGGAAAACGUGAUUAUUUAAAAUGUAGCAUUGGGAAAUUUCUUGUGUUACUGAUGAUUGGUGGUUUAGCAUAUCUCAUACUGGCUCAUAAAAGUGAUGUCCAUCCUGUAUCUGAUGGUGUAGCAAAAAAUGAUGGAUCUAAGGAAGGAGACAAUAUCAUGACUCAUGGAAGCGGCAACUUCAGGAGAUUUUGGAGAAAACCACCUAGACUUCCACCUCGGUUAUCUCCCGAUGAAAUAAGUAGUAGGAAUAGAUCUAUUCAAGAGUUUAAGAAAAGAGCUGAGCCUGAAUGGAUAGCAAGACAACAGAAGGUUAAAGAGGCAUUUAUCCAUGCCUGGUCUGGCUACAAAUCCUAUGCCAUGGGUUUUGAUGAACUUAUGCCCUUGAGCCAUAGAGGGGUUGACGGUUUAGGAGGUUUGGGAGCUACAGUUAUCGAUGCUUUAGACACGGCUAUGAUUAUGGGAGCUGAUGAGGUCGUAUAUGAAGCAGGCUCGUGGAUUGAGAAACAUCUUCCUGAGAAGAUUGAAGGGAAAGGCCAAGUUAAUCUCUUUGAAACUACAAUACGAGUUCUAGGGGGUCUUUUGAGUGCUUAUCACUUAAGUGGUGGGAAUCAAGGGGGAAUUCCAGGACACAAGGGGCCUAAACCAUCUAUUUACCUGGAAAAUGCUAGGAACUUGGCUGAUCGUCUACUUACUGCUUUUACAACAAGUCCCUCUGAUAUUCCAUACAGUGAUGUUGUCCUGCGUGAAAAGUCUGCACAUCCUGCCCCUGAUGGUCUGAGUAGCACUGCUGAAGUUGCAACUCUACAGCUUGAAUUCAAUUAUCUUAGUUAUCUAACAGGUGAUGCGAAGUAUAGCAUAGAAGCCAUGAAGGUUCUACAACAUAUAAAGACUUUACCAAAGGUGGAGGGACUGGUCCCUAUAUACAUAAGCCCUCAAUCUGGAGACUUUAGUGGAGACAAUAUUAGACUUGGAUCUCGCGGUGAUAGCUACUAUGAAUAUCUUAUUAAAGUGUGGCUUCAGCAGCGAGGAACUAACUGUUCAUACUUGUACGAUAUGUAUGUCGAAGCAAUUAAAGGUGUCAGGCACCUUCUUGUACGCAAAUCUGUUCCAAACGGCUUGCUCUUUGUGGGAGAAUUGCCUUAUGGGCGAGAAGCUGGUUUCAGUCCAAAGAUGGAUCACCUGGUGUGUUUCCUUCCUGGUGCCCUGGCCCUUGGCGCUACAAAGGGGUUCACAAAGGAAAGGGCUAUGAAAGAGAACUUGCUCACUUUUGAAGAUAUGGAAAACCUAAAGCUUGCUGAAGAUCUGGCUAAGACAUGCGUGGAAAUAUACUCAGUAACCUCUACUGGCCUUGCUCCAGAAAUAGCUUAUUUCAAUAUUGAGGGAAAUUCUGAAGGUGGCCCUGAUGGUGGAAACAAAAGUUCGAGAUAUUUGAAUGACAUAAUCAUAAAGCCUGCCGAUCGUCACAAUCUUUUGCGUCCUGAAACCGUUGAAUCAUUAUUUGUACUCUAUCGUAUUACUGGCGAUUCAAAGUAUCGUGAAUGGGGAUGGCAAAUUUUUGAGGCAUUUGAGAAGUACACAAAGGUCGAUUCUGGAGGUUACACUUCUCUUGAUGAUGUCACUGUGCUUCCCCCACGAAGAAGAGACAAGAUGGAGACGUUUUUCUUGGGCGAAACACUCAAAUACCUCUAUUUGCUGUUUGGUAAUAGCACCACAAUCCCUUUGGAUGAGUAUGUAUUCAACACAGAAGCUCAUCCUAUCCCAAUAAUUUCUAGAAGUCAAUAAUACAUUGUUUGCAAGGAGAAUUUUUUCAAUAUUGGCGGAUGCAGAUGACCCAAGAGAACAUGUUUCAGCAAAGCUUGGAUGGAGUUUAAAUCGGCUCAUUAGGUCGCAAGUGACCUCAUGGAAGCUUAUCCAUAAAUGUUAUAGAUGGAGCUCGCUGAAAUUUUCAUCUGAAGCUUGUCAAUUGAUACUUCUGGAACUUCUAUCCAGAGCAAGACUUGAGGCAGGAAACUGUUGUUAAACAUCUUGUUUGUGUAGAGCACACGAGAGUAGUUGCAAUUUUAUAAGGUGUUAAAGUUGUAUGUUAUUCAUGAAAAGAACAGGGUAUAGAGUGUAUUCCUUCUGUAGCGAGUCGAUGAUAUUCUUGAAACUGAUGUAUUAAUUUGCAAUUUUGAUUUCUCCCUUUGGAGAUACAAAGAUUGAUCAUUUAGCCUAACAUUUACAAAAUGAGAUCAAUAUACAAUUGCUUUUAUCCUC
Nicotiana attenuata is the source of this 2610-nucleotide messenger RNA. Its product is annotated as mannosyl-oligosaccharide 1,2-alpha-mannosidase MNS3. Gene Ontology annotation, molecular function: mannosyl-oligosaccharide 1,2-alpha-mannosidase activity; calcium ion binding. Gene Ontology annotation, cellular component: trans-Golgi network; endoplasmic reticulum; endosome. The transcript is spliced from 6 exons. The record is from RefSeq and is a predicted model, not a curated record. NCBI's taxonomy places the organism in Eukaryota, Viridiplantae, Streptophyta, Magnoliopsida, Solanales, Solanaceae. Bases 247 to 2136 code for a protein of 629 amino acids. Gene Ontology annotation, biological process: N-glycan processing; carbohydrate metabolic process.